Messenger RNA from Mesorhabditis spiculigera, 480 nucleotides. The record is from the annotation of a GenBank genome assembly. NCBI's taxonomy places the organism in Eukaryota, Metazoa, Nematoda, Chromadorea, Rhabditida, Rhabditidae.
AUGGCGACACAGCUACACUUUUUUGCUUGCCCGCGCUGCUGUCUGCGCACAGAACCAGAUGCCAUAAAUGCGGCCGCGCUGCCCUGUUGUCGGGAUCGUUUUGGAGAGCAGGCGUGUCAGAGCUUGAGAAAGUCUCAACCAGCCACUUUUGAAAAGCGGUGUCUGCAGGAUCACGAUUUCCACACGAUUGACUGUUGCUUGGAGUGCCGACGUUAUAUUGAAAACAACAACAUCCACCCGGAUAAUGCGCGUGCCGUUCAGCGAGCUCCGGUCGUUUGUCGGGAUAAGCAUUCCAUCAGCUUCUGCCGUCGUUUCAAGGAAUCCGGCCUGGGAAAAUACUCGUGUAAAGAUACGGAAUUCGCCAUUCGGGUCUGCCGCUCAUCCUGCGGCUACUGUAAUGACGAUCUCUAUUCGGCCGCCCACAGCGUACCCAGCUGCACGAUGAUGAACGCGUCGAUGCGGAGGAAGCUUUGGAUUUUC